UGUCUAAUAUCACUUUAAUCUUUUGGUUGUAAUGUACGUGUAUGUAAUUUUUUUCAAUAAACAACAUAGACAGUGUUGGGCUCUAUUCUCCGGAUGUUUGAGAUGUUUUUGACAUUUGAUCAGUGUCCAUCUGCCUCAUCUAUUUCUGUCCCAACUUCAGCGUGUGUUGCUUUUCCGCUCAGAGUUGACUUGUCAUUCACGCAAUGUUUGCGCAAAAGCUGAUUCAUUGCGUCAUUACUCAUGGAUCUGCAUGAGAUUAGGGGAGCUAGACUGGAUGUGAUUGCAGAAGAAGCUGAACUCCAAGAGUUGGACAGAGACAUGGCAAGUCCUCUGAAGAAGUCCACUGGACAAGAUAAUGUGUUUACCAUUGAGAGUGAAAUCGACAGCACCAGGAAUCAAUUGCAAGAGAAGGUAGCUGAGAUGGAGAACUUUGCAGGACACCUGGAAGAAAUCUUUCUUACUGUUGAGGAGAAUUUUGGCCGGCGUGAGCAACACUUGGAGCAUCACUACACCGACGUUCUUCAGACAAUAUCACAGCGUUAUGACGAGCGCGCUGCUAGAUUGGAAGACGAGAAGAAGACGAAGUUGGAGGCUCUGUACGGCCAGUUGCUGGGCUGCGGGCAUGCGCUGGACGCUUCCAAAGAGCUCAUUGAGGAAGCCAAGGAGGUUUACCGCAGCCAGGACAACAGGCUUUUUCUCAAGGAAGUUGUGCCCACCAUUAAACGAAUUGAGGAGUUUGCCAAAGAAGAGAUGGACCUCACGCUGACAACAAGUCUUGAUUUUGAAACCCCGCUCGCUGACCUGUCGGAUGUCAAAAGCAUGAUGGACUCCAUCAACAUCAUCCCAGCUCCAUCUGCUCCAGUUAUCAACCCGCAAAUGGCAAACUCAGCCACGCAGACAUCUCUGCGCGUGUGCUGGAGUCUGUUCUCUGACGACACAGUGGAGUUCUAUGAGCUGUACUACAGACCCGUGCUGCAGGCUGUGCCUCUGGACAGCACCACUGCCCCACAAGUGAGCAAGUUAAAAGUGAAAGAGACCCACUGCACUGUGAGAGAGCUUCUGCCUGGUGCACAAUACGAGCUCUGGGUGACAGCCACCAACACAACAGGCAUCAGCCCGGCCAGUGAGAAGGCCUUAUAUCUGACAGUUCCAUCACCUCCAGUGAUCAAACAGAGGCAGUGCUGCAGUUGUCCGGGGGCCGCUCUCAUACGCUGGGAGUCGGGAAACCCCGACCCUGUUGACUCCUAUACUGUGGAGCUUAUUGAACUGAAAGGGCCUGAUGGCACUGACAAAGGAGUCACUGAGUCUGUAGUAGCAGUGCCUACAUGUCAAUGUCUGCUUCAGCUUCCAGCUGGUCACCAUUACCUCAUCUCUGUGAGAGCAGUCAAUAUUGGUGGGCCCAGUCUAAGGAGUGAGGAAAUAAGCAUUUCCACCACUGGCACAUUUUUCUAUCUCCUCGAGGAGACGGCUCAUCCAUGCCUCUCCAUCUCUGAAGAUGGUUUCACUAUUUUCUAUGGAGAUGAAGAGCUGCCAAUCAGCGCUAUGGCGUUAGAUGAUAACAAUUUCACCAGGUGUGUAGCAGUUCUUGGGGAUCUGAUUCCAGUACGAGAAAGGCAUUACUGGGAAGUGGAGGUGGACUACAGGACGGAGUACAGGAUUGGAAUUGCAUAUGAGGACACGGAGAGAAAUUCCUACCUGGGAGGCAACACCACCUCCUGGUGUAUGAGACACAUCCUCAGUACUUCAAGGCACAAGUAUGAGUUUCUGCACAAUGGCCAGAGCCCUGACCUGAGGAUCACAGUGAACCCAGUCCGAAUAGGCUUAGCUUUGGACUAUGAGCGGCAAACUCUUUCCUUUUUUAAUGUGGAUCUGGAACAACACCUGCAUACCUUCCAGUGUCAAUUUCAGCGUUAUGUCCAGCCUUGCUUUGGCCUGGACAGCCCAGGAGCUCUGACCAUCCACAAUGGCAUAGAAGCUCCAAAAUAUGCAUUCAUAGGACAUCCUUAGUCUCAUUUAAAGAAAGGAACCAGAUGACAUACGUGUCCAUUUGAGGUGUUUUUAUUAUUGUAUUCCAUGGGAACAGACAUCCAUUUUCUGAGUGAAGAAAACAUCAUUAUGCCAACUCUAAUUGAUCUGUUUUCAGUUCAGAGCAAAUAAAUGGGGCUGAUUUGCAGUCAACAAAACUAAAAA
Molecule: messenger RNA, 2190 nt
Organism: Syngnathus acus (greater pipefish)
Lineage: Eukaryota; Metazoa; Chordata; Actinopteri; Syngnathiformes; Syngnathidae
Product: fibronectin type III and SPRY domain-containing protein 2
Exons: 13
Coding region: 241-2007 (588 amino acids)
Molecular function (GO): protein binding
Source: RefSeq, a predicted model, not a curated record